Thalassophryne amazonica is the source of this 1498-nucleotide messenger RNA. It is a transcript of the gene pdgfrl, whose product is annotated as platelet-derived growth factor receptor-like. The transcript has 6 exons. NCBI's taxonomy places the organism in Eukaryota, Metazoa, Chordata, Actinopteri, Batrachoidiformes, Batrachoididae. Bases 1 to 1026 code for a protein of 341 amino acids. The record is from RefSeq and is a predicted model, not a curated record.
AUGAAAAUCUGGAUUGUCCUUUGUUUGACAAUACUCUGCCUGGAGCUCCAAAAUGGGGUCUGUCAACAAGGCAAGCGCAAGGAGAACGUAGGCGAGAACCGCAUCAGGCCAGGUGGGAAACGGGUGAAGCUGCGUCACCCCAGCCUGAAAGAUGGCAGAGGAAGAGGUCAGUCCCUACUUACACUAGUGUUGGAUAAGGGCCGCUUCCUGCGGCUAGGCCAAAGCACAACUCUGAUGCCUGGGAAGAACAUGGAGCUGCGCUGCAAAGGCAGCAACAUCGGAUGGUCGUACCCGUCCUACCUGGACACAUUCAACGACUCGCGGCUCAGCAUAAAGCAGAGUGACAAGUACAGUCAGCUGAUCCUGACGUCACCCUCUGCAGCUGACACGGGGCCAUACAGUUGUUGGGUGAUCAUUUGCGAUGGAACAGAGUGCGAGAAGGAUCACGAUCGUGUCUUUGUCUCGUACAUCUACUUCACAGACAAGGACAACCUCUUCGUCCCCUCUACCAUUCACUUUGAGAUCGUGUACCUGCACCCAGACAGGCCUGCUGUUGUGCCCUGUCGUGUGACUGACCCACAAGCCAAAGUGUCCCUCCACAGAGAAGUCCCACCAGAGGAGAUCCUAGCAAAUGGUACUCUGGUGACCUAUGAUCCCACCAAGGGAUUUGUCCUGCAAAGUCCUGAUCCAGAACAUCAGGGUGUCUUCUACUGCAAAGCCAUGUCCAGGAGCACCCCUCAAAUCUCCACAAAAUACCAGCUGCUCUAUGUGGAGGUUCCGACUGGGCCGCCAUUUGUGAGCCUGGAAGCAUCUUCAGAUUCUGUGAGAGGAGGCGACAACAUCAAUGUGACCUGCACUGUGCUUGGGGAGCCAGAGGUGGAUGUAAAAUUCAUCUGGUCUUAUCCUGGUCAGGACUUUCGCCCUGUUCACAUUCAGACUUCCUGGAGGCUGGUCAAUAGAGGUGUGGGACACAUCAUGCGGAUCUCCCAGAGCAUCAUGUCUGUAGAAGACAUGGAGACCAUUUGACUUUGGAAAUUAUAUCUGUAAAGCAAAGAACCAGCAUGGUGAAACCACUUUGACAACAUCCAUCCUCUCCAUCUAAUCCCAGCACUGCCAUCUGUGUUAAUUUUGUUUGUUGUGGGAGUGUGAUUGUCACGCAACAUACCGUGUCACCGACCGAACGGUCCCCUGCCUUCACUAUGCAUGCGUCAUUAGCCGCGGUUCACGAUUAUCGCCUCGUUCCUGCUUCAAACUGCACCCCAGUCAUCAUCUAUCUCAGUGGCAGAUAUCUGAAGCUUUUGUACAACAAUCAUUUCCACAUAAUUUCAGCAUUAUUUCAUCAUAAAAGAGAGGAAACUAUCAGGGCGCCACGGCUGUGAGCUGAUGCGUUCACUGCAUGUCCGUCAUUUCAAAGUGUCACAGAGUAUUGAAUUGUUUCUGCUUAAAACUGCCUCGUUUCUACUUCAAACUAACUUUAGAAUGAUUUAAAAGGCUUUAC